Eufriesea mexicana is the source of this 1682-nucleotide messenger RNA. RefSeq names its product venom serine carboxypeptidase. Gene Ontology annotation, biological process: proteolysis. The record is from RefSeq and is a predicted model, not a curated record. The transcript has 2 exons. NCBI's taxonomy places the organism in Eukaryota, Metazoa, Arthropoda, Insecta, Hymenoptera, Apidae. Bases 96 to 1499 code for a protein of 467 amino acids. Gene Ontology annotation, molecular function: serine-type carboxypeptidase activity.
UCGCCAGCAAUUGCGUUUUGAUUGCAUUCGUGUGUGGUUUGAGUAGUGGCUUUGUAGCGUUCUUAAGAUAGUUACAUUGUAUUUAAUCAAAGAUAAUGAAAAAGCUCGUGUUGCUUCUACAAAUUUUAUUCUUUGCUUCGUUCACAACAGGAUUUUCAAAUGUUUAUCGUAAAGUGAAGAAUUAUCCGUGCAGUAAAGAAGAUACUGGUUUGCCUCUUUUUUUGACACCUCUUAUCGACAACAAUCAAAUAGAUGAGGCUCGUAACAAAGCACUUGUACAACACAAGGAGAUGAACGAUGUUAGCAGUUAUGCCGGAUUCUUAACUGUUAAUAAAAACUAUAAUUCGAAUUUGUUCUUUUGGUUUUUCCCAGCUGUGCAUAAUCCAAGGACUGCUCCUGUAUUAUUAUGGCUGCAAGGUGGUCCUGGAGCCACAUCCAUGUUUGGUUUAUUUCUAGAAAAUGGUCCAUUUACAGUUACACGAAAUAAAACUCUUGAUAUGCGUAAAUAUUCUUGGAACAAAUGUCAUAAUAUGCUUUACAUUGAUAAUCCAGUUGGUACUGGAUUUAGUUUUACCGAGAAUGAAAAGGGCUAUGCUACUAAUGAAACCCAUAUAGCAAGGGAUGUUUAUAGUGCAUUAGUUCAAUUUUUCAAGUUAUUCUCAGAGCUUCGAACUAAUGACUUUUAUGUCACUGGUGAAUCUUAUGCUGGAAAAUAUGUCCCAGCCGUAUCUUAUGCUAUCAAAGAGAAUAAUGUUAAAGCUGACGUAAAAAUAAAUUUAAAAGGUUUGGCAAUUGGAAAUGGACUGACUGACCCAGGAAAUCAACUACAGUAUGGAGAUUUCUUAUAUCAAGUAGGUUUACUUGAUAUAAAUGGUAGAGAUCUAUUUCGCCAAUAUGAAGAAAAUGGUAGAGCUUUAGUUAAACAAAGGAAAUUUACCGAAGCUUUUACCGUUUUUGAUGAACUUCUUGAUGGUGAUUUAACAAAACAACCUUCACUGUUUAAAAAUUUAACCGGCUUUGAUUAUUAUUUCAAUAUUUUGCGUAAUAAAGUUGACAGUGAUGCUGACAAUGAUAUGGUACAAUGGCUUCAAAGGGCAGAUGUUAGAAAAGCUAUACAUGUUGGUAAUUACACAUUCUUAGCAGCAUCUAAAAAGGUAGAGGAAUAUUUGAAAGGAGAUGUUAUGGAAUCAGUAGCAGACCUUAUAGCAGAUCUUCUUCAGCACCAUAAAGUCCUCAUAUACAAUGGACAACUUGAUGUUAUCAUUGCAUAUACUACGGUAGAAAAUUAUCUGAGAAACUUAAACUGGUCUCUCGCAGCAGAAUACAAAAAAGCUCCGAGAAAAAUAUGGUAUGUUGGAGAUGAAUUAGCUGGAUACUCAAAGACUGUUGGUAACUUAAUAGAAGUUUUGGUAAGAAAUGCUGGACACCUGGUGCCUUCUGAUCAGCCAAAAUGGGCUCUUGAUCUCAUUACUCGCUUUACAAGCAAUAAAAAAUUCUAAAUAACUCAACUAUAUAUUUUGUUGAACAUGUGAUAAUUUUUACUGUACCUAUACUCUACUGCAUAAUAGGUCUAUAAGGUAUAGAUCUGAAAUAAUAAUAAUCAUUGAACAAAACUAGGAUAUAUGCAAUAAAAGUAUUUAAUUCUGUAUCAAAAGAGGUAGUAAACAUUUAUUAGAAAAAAA